Plectropomus leopardus (leopard coralgrouper) is the source of this 1284-nucleotide messenger RNA. The record is from RefSeq and is a predicted model, not a curated record. NCBI's taxonomy places the organism in Eukaryota, Metazoa, Chordata, Actinopteri, Perciformes, Serranidae.
CAGUCCAUCUUCCAGACCUGCCAGAUCGUCGGCCAGCCGGGCCUCGUCCUCACUCAGGUGGCCGGGAACGGAGGCACCGUGCCGGUCGCCUCCCCCAUCACCCUGACCGUCGCAGGUGUCCCCGGCAACCAGCCCAAAGCCGCCGAACCGUCGACAUCAGAAUCGAAGACUGAGAUGUCGGUGGCGUCGGCCAACACGGCGCUCAGCUUAGACACAGCAACGACUAAACCGAAGAAGUCUAAGGAGCAGCUGGCGGAGCUGAAGGCGAGCUACGGCCGGAGGCAGUUCGCCACAGAGGCGGAGAUUUCACGACUCAUGCAGGUCACCAAACUCUCCAAACGAGCAAUAAAGAAGUGGUUCAGCGACACGCGCUACAACCAGAGGAACUCCAAGGAUCACCACGGCGUGCUGCUGAGUGAAACUCCGUCCAGCAGAGCGCCGGCGUCAGGAGGACGAGGAGGAAGGAACAGCAGCAGCAGCCUUAACGACAGCGACACCGCCGCCACCACCACCGCCACCAUCGUCAUUGACUCCAGUGACGACGCCAGCGACAGCUCCCCGACUUCUGCCAACGCCCCCUCAGGGUCCCAUAGCGACCUGCGGGUCAAAUUCCGCCACGCCUUCCCAGACUUCACGCCGCAGAAGUUCAAGGAAAAGACUCCGGAGCAGCUGCUCAUCCUGGAGGCCAGCUUCCAGAAAUCAGACACGCCCUCGGACGAGGAGCUGAGCCGGCUGCGUGCGGAGACGAAGCUGACGCGGCGGGAGGUGGACGCUUGGUUCACCGAGAGGCGUAAAAUGCCGUCAGCAAAGGAUGAGGACGACGAGGGCGGAGAGAAGGUAAAACCGUCCGGGGUGACCACGACCCUCGGCGGCAGAAAGGUAAUGAAGAAAACGCCGGAGCAGCUGCACAUCCUGAAGAAGGCCUUCGUGCGCACGCAGUGGCCGACGGCCGAGGAGUACGACCAGAUGGCGGAGGAGAGCGGGCUGCCGAGGACGUACAUCGUCAACUGGUUUGGAGACACGCGCUACGCCUGCAAGAACAGCAACCUGAAGUGGUACUACCUCUACCAGAGCGGGAAGGUAACAGCGUCUGUGCUCGUUAAAUAAACCAAUUUCUAUUCAGCAGUAGAAGUACUGUGAGAAGAGCAGUCAUUGUAAUAUUUGUACUUCUUCAGAGCACCUAAACUCACGGUUACUGGACUUUACUGUAAACUGGUUUAUACAGUCAUGAAAACCUGGAAAAGCCAUGGACUUUACAAAAAGCAAUUUAGUUUUUCUUUUAAA